CUCCUUGCUUUCCAACAUUCAUAUCUCACUUAUGCACAAAUGAGCUCUUUUGCAUAGGUUCGUUAGCAUCAAGUCAAAGCAAAAUCUGCUGAUAUAACUACUUCAAGUGUCUUUAGUUGUCUAAAUAUCACUUUGGUUGUGAAGAUAUGUUCAUCAGGAUUUUCUUUACUUCAUUCGUUGCCUUCACUUGUUUUUCAACUUCCACACUUGGAGCCACUCUAAUCCUAGAUGAAGUGGAAAAUCAGAUUGGGUUACACUAAAUCCAGUGGUGGGAUCUGAAAAUUCAAUGACGUGCAACUGCACCUUCGACAAUAACACUGUCUGCCAUAUUAUUAGCAUUGUGCUCAAAACUCAGAAUCUCACAGGGACAGUCCCCACAGAGCUGGUGAAGCUUCCUUACCUGCAGGAAAUUGACCUCACUCGCACCUACCUUAACGGUUCAAUCCCUGAAGAAUGGGGUUCCACGAAACUAGUCAACAUUUCUCUUCUUGGGAACCGGUUAACGGGACCGAUCCCGAAAGAGUUGGGAAACAUCAGCACUCUUGUAAACUUUACCGUGGAGUUCAAUCAGCUUUCAGGUGUUCUUCCUCCAGAGCUGGGGAAUCUGCCCAGUAUAGAGAAGAUGCAUCUCACCUCCAACAAGUUUAUUGGGGAGUUGCCGGAAACAUUUGCAAAGCUUACCACAUUGAAGGAGUUUAGGAUUGGUGAUAAUAAUUUCACAGGAACAAUACCCAAACUCAUUCAGAACUGGACAAGUCUUAAACAAUUAGUGAUUCAGGCAAGUGGUAUGAGUGGGCCUAUUCCUCCUGAGAUUGGUGUUUUGGCAAAACUAUCUGACUUGAGAAUCAGCGACUUGAAAGGAACUGAAGCAGCUUUUCCACUAUUGAGUAAUAUGACAAACUUGAAUAUACUGAUAUUGAGGAGUUGCAAUCUCAGUGGACCGCUGCCCGACUAUCUUGGGCAAUGGACAAGCUUGAAAACUUUAGACGUGAGUUUCAACAAAUUAAGUGGAAAAAUUCCAGACAGCUAUCUUGGUAUAUCAAAAAUAGACUACAUGUAUUUGACCGGAAACUUGCUAACUGGACGCAUACCCGAUUGGAUUCUGCAGAAAGGAAAAAACAUUGAUCUUUCCUACAAUAACUUUACGAGUGGAAACUCAGAAGACUGUCAGACUCGAACUGUGAACUUGUUUGGAAGCUCUUCAGGGAGCAAUAACUCUGGAAUCGUUUCAUGCUUGAGAAGCUUCCCUUGUCCAAAAAAUUAUUACUCAGUCCAUAUCAACUGUGGUGGAAAGGAAGUAAUUAUUGACAACACAGCAUACGAAGAUGAUACAUAUUUAUCUGGAGCUUCCACAUAUUACAGAAGUGGAGCUAAUUGGGCGGUUAGCAGCACUGGUUACUUCAUGGAUGAUAGUAUUACUACAGACUCCUACAUUGCAAACAAUAAGUCUAUACUCUUGAUGAAUAAUUAUGCACUGUACAUGAAUGCACGUCUUUCUGCCCUCUCUCUCACUUAUUAUGCAUUCUGUCUGGGAAACGGAAACUACACGGUAAAACUCCAAUUUGCGGAGAUUAUGUUUACUGACGACAAAACGUAUAGCAGCCUUGGAAGGCGCAUAUUUGAUGUUUACAUUCAGGGCAACCAGGUUCUGAAGGAUUUCAAUAUUGAGGAUGAAGCAGGAGGGGCUGGCCAAGAAAUCAUAAAAAUUUUUACAGUAGCCGUGACUAGCAGAACAUUGGAGAUCCGCUUCUAUUGGGCUGGUAAAGGGACAACUGCCAUUCCUAGUAAAGGGGUUUACGGUCCUCUUAUAUCUGCUAUUGCUGUGACCCCCAAUUUUAUACCUCCUGCAGAAAAUGGAAGUAGUAUAUCUGCAGGUGCUGUGGUUGGUAUUGUGGCUGCAGUAGCACUUCUUCUGCUUCUGGUUCUAGGUGUCCUUUGGUGGAAAGGCUGUCUAAGACGUAAAAAUACAAUGGAACAAGAUUUAAGGGGCCUAAAUCUGCAAACUGGUACAUUUACCUUACGGCAAAUUAAGGCUGCCACAAACAACUUUGAUGCUGCUAAUAAGAUUGGAGAAGGUGGUUUUGGCUCUGUCUAUAAGGGCCUAUUAUUGGAUGGCACAAUAAUUGCAGUGAAGCAGCUUUCUUCCAAAUCAAAACAAGGAAAUCGUGAGUUUGUGAAUGAAAUAGGCAUGAUUUCUGCUCUACAACAUCCGCAUCUUGUAAAGCUGUAUGGCUGUUGUAUCGAAGGAAAUCAGUUAUUGCUAGUAUAUGAGUACAUGGAAAACAACAGCCUUGCUCGGGCAUUGUUUGGCCAAAAAGAUAGCCAAUUGAAACUGGAUUGGCCAACAAGACACAAGAUUUGUGUUGGUAUAGCAAGGGGUUUGGCUUAUCUACAUGAAGAAUCGAGGCUGAAGAUUGUUCACAGAGACAUAAAGGCCACUAAUGUGCUGCUCGACAAGGACCUUAACCCCAAAAUAUCCGACUUUGGCUUGGCCAAACUUGAUGAAGAGGAGAAUACCCACAUUAGCACCCGGAUCGCUGGAACUUUGUGA
Vitis riparia (riverbank grape) is the source of this 2551-nucleotide messenger RNA. Its product is annotated as probable leucine-rich repeat receptor-like serine/threonine-protein kinase At3g14840. Bases 287 to 2551 code for a protein of 754 amino acids. Lineage: Eukaryota; Viridiplantae; Streptophyta; Magnoliopsida; Vitales; Vitaceae. Gene Ontology annotation, molecular function: protein kinase activity; ATP binding; protein binding. Gene Ontology annotation, biological process: protein phosphorylation. The record is from RefSeq and is a predicted model, not a curated record. The transcript has 22 exons.